AUGCUGAGCGGAGAUCUGGUGGCCGUGUGGGAGGUGGCGCUGAGUGACGGCGUUUACAGGAUUGAGUUUGCUCAUGGCACCACCACCGGAAAACGCAUUGUUUACGUCAACGGCCAGGAAGUCAUCAAGAAAGACUGGAUGUUCAAGCUGGUUGGAAAGGAAACCUUCACAGUCGGGGGGGCGAACACUAAAGCCACCAUAAACAUCGAGGCCAUCAGCGGCUUCGCCUACGAGUACACGCUGGAGAUGGACGGGAGGAGUCUGCAGAAGUUCGUCGACAACAGAGCCAAGACCACCAAAACCUGGCUGCUCCAAGUGGACGGAGAGGACUGCAGGGUCGUUCUGGAAAAGGACACAAUGGACGUUUGGUGCAACGGACAGAAAAUGGACACGAUGGGAGAGUUUGUAGACGAUGGCACGGAGACACACUUCUCGCUGGGGGCACACGAGUGCUGCAUCAAGGCUACGAGCAGUGGGAAGAAAAGGAGUGGCAUUGUGCACUAUUUACUGCUGGAUGGAGAGAAAAUUCCAGCUUCUACACAAUAGUGCCGCACCUGACUGUUGGAAGAGUGCUGAACUUUCAAAGAGACACUAUGAAUGAGGUAUUUGCAUGUGACACACAAAUGCCGGGCAGUAUCGCUGUGCUUUAUGAAGAGGGAUCAAAACUGUUUGUUUUUGAUCAUUUAGUCGGUUCGUAUUGUAGAUUUAGAAAAAACACAGAUGCAAAUAUAUUCAUGCAAAUGUAGCAAAUAAA
Messenger RNA from Xiphias gladius (swordfish), 754 nucleotides. It is a transcript of the gene faimb, whose product is annotated as Fas apoptotic inhibitory molecule b. Gene Ontology annotation, biological process: canonical NF-kappaB signal transduction; negative regulation of extrinsic apoptotic signaling pathway via death domain receptors; positive regulation of neurogenesis. The record is from RefSeq and is a predicted model, not a curated record. Bases 1 to 546 code for a protein of 181 amino acids. The transcript has 4 exons. Lineage: Eukaryota; Metazoa; Chordata; Actinopteri; Istiophoriformes; Xiphiidae.